AUGGAUGAAGCUGAAACAAGUAACAUAUUCUAUGUCCCAGCAUCCAAUCUUCCAAAUAUUACACCUCCCGACUCUUAUAAUCCUUUUCGGUCUCAGCCCGUCCCUCUCAUCAUAGACAAUGGCUCGUCAAACCUGCGUUUUGGCUUCAGCACGUCCACCUCUCCCCACUCUUCUCCUAAUGUUAUUGCCAAGUACAAGGAGCGCAAGUUCAACCAGUCGCUGUUACUCUUUGGUGACGCAAUUGACGCAGAGAGUGGUGCGAAGAGCCAGGGCAAGACACCUUGGGAAAGUGAUGUGUUGUUGAAUUUCGAUGCAAUGGAAAACGCGUUGGACUACGCGUUUGUGAGGCUGGGAAUCGAUGCAGAGGGCAUCGAGCACCCGGUGCUCAUGACGGAAAGACUCUGCUCGCCAUUACAUUCGAGAGCAUUGACCUCCGAGCUCAUGUUUGAGCAAUAUUCGGUCCCUUCACUCACUUACUGCGUCGAUUCUGUGAUGUCGUUUUAUCAAAACAACAAACCUACAUCCGGCAGUACAUUCAGUGCUGAUGGCCUUGUAGUUUCAUUCAACACGGCAUCCACAUCUGUUAUCCCCAUUCUCAACGGGAAAGGCGUACUCAGUCAUGCAAAACGAAUACCAUGGGGUACACAGCAAUCUACGGAAUAUCUCCUGAAGCUUAUCCAGCUGAAAUACUCUAGCUUCCCAACGCGCGUGACGUCUGCACAGGCAAGCUGGAUGCUGCACAAUUUCUGCUCCUUCGCCACUGACUACCCUGCUGUCCUCCGUUCCCUCAAAAUGCCCGCAAGCAUGCGCGCAGCAGAGCGCAUCAUCCAGUUCCCAUUUGCAAUUCCUGUCGUUGAAGAAAAGACCGAAGAGGAGAUCACGAGGAUAGCAGAGAAACGAAAAGAACAAGGAAAAAAACUACAGGAGUUGGCUGCGAAGAGCCGGAUGGAGAAGUUGGCGAAGAAGGAGAACGAUCUACAGUACCUUACGAAUCUGAAGGAAGGCAAGAGCGAAAACAAGCGCGAGUGGAUGCACACUCUUCAAGUUGAGGGCUUUGAUGACGAAGCUGCCCUCGAUGAAACCAUCAAGAAACUCGAGGCUGACGUUAAACGCGCACGCAAGAAGGACCCUGAUGGGCAAGACGAUGUCAUUUUUCCCGUUCCACAGCUCGACGAAGAAGGGAUAAAAGAAAAGAAGAAGCAGAAACUUAUGAAGGCUGGUUUUGACGCAAGAGCGCGUGCGAGACGAGAGAAGGAGAAGGAACGAGAGGAGAAGGAAGCCGAGGAGAGACGAGAGGAGGAAGAGCGGGAGAGUAACUUUGACGAUUGGGCAGCUAGACUGCGCCGUGAGCAAGAGGCUAUCAUGAACAAGAUCAAGGAGCGGGGACGUCGAAAGGCUGCGUUGUCUGAUCGGAAAAGUGCAGCCGCGCAAGCUAGGAUGAAGAACAUUGCUUCUUUGGCAGCCGAUGAACGCGUUUCGAAGAAGAAAAGGAAAGCGGGUGCAGAGGACAUGUUCGGAGCAGAUGACGAGGACUGGCAGAUUUAUCGUAAACUCAAUGCUGCGGCUGUAUCUUCGGAUGAGGAAGAGGAAUUCAACCAACUUCGGAUCAUCGAGAGCAAGCUUCUCAUGCAUGACCCAACAUUCACGGCCCAGCACACGCAUGCAUCCAUAACAUCUCAGCGGUCUGCACUUAUAUCUGCCUUCAGACCACAGUAUGAAGAGGGAGAUAUCGAAGGAAGCGCACGGAUACAUCUCAACACGGAACGAUGGCGCGUAUGCGAAACAUUCUUCUCACCAGGAAUGGCUGGCGUUGACUCCGCUGGCCUCGGUGAAGUUCUUCAAAGCAUUCUGGCAAGGUUCUCAGAAGCCGAGAAAGCUAGGCUUGUGAAGAAUGUAUUCAUUACCGGGGGUCCAUCGCAGUUUCCUGGUCUUCAAGAAAGACUUCAUGGGACGCUUCGUCCGAUUUUGCCGCCUGAGAUGUACUUGGGUGAUAUCGUGCGUGCAGCAAACCCAUCGCUUGAUGCUUGGAGGGGUAUGGCAUCUUUUGCAAAUACGGAUGAGUUCCAUCAAGUGGGUGUGACAGCAGAAGAGUAUCAGGAGUGGGGAGGGGAGAGGAUUAAGAGGUGGUGGGGAGGGAACUGUAACUCGGUGGUUUGA
This is a messenger RNA of Suillus subaureus, 2157 nucleotides long. RefSeq lists its product as uncharacterized. Gene Ontology annotation, biological process: regulation of DNA-templated transcription. The coding region runs from base 1 to 2157 and encodes 718 amino acids. The record is from RefSeq and is a predicted model, not a curated record. Gene Ontology annotation, cellular component: Ino80 complex; cytoplasm. The transcript has 13 exons. NCBI's taxonomy places the organism in Eukaryota, Fungi, Basidiomycota, Agaricomycetes, Boletales, Suillaceae.